CGCAUCCCUGCAGGAUGUCUCUUGUGCGACGGGGUAGCAAGAUAGCUGCGUGUGUGCUAGGAUGCUCCAAACAUACGUUUUAAUUUGCAGAUUAACAAUGACAUAAAUAAUUUAUAAGAAUUGACAUGCUGUCAAUAUGUGACGUUGGACUGGGCGAUCUGAUCAUAUUCUAGAGAGGUGCUUGUUGGCUUGAGUUGAUGCUAUUAUUUACUGAUUUGGUAUGCUAGCUAUAAGCUAAGACUGAAUCUGUACUUCUUCAGCUUCGUAGCUAACUAGCCACUGUAGAGAAAAUGCCAACAGCAAGGAUGACUUUAAUGUUGGCUGGUACAGUGAUUGUUUGCAUACUUCUGGUUGGCUCAGUGGAGAGCGCCCCUGAGGCAGACCCAUACAAAAUCAUUGGAGUGACUAGGACUGCAAGCCAAGCUGAAAUCAAGAAAGUGUACAAGCGCCUUGCGAAAGAAUGGCAUCCAGAUAAAAAUAAAAACCCAGAUGCAGAGGAUAUGUUCAUCAAGAUCACCAAAUCAUAUGAGAUAUUAUCCAAUGAGGAGAAGAGGGCAAACUAUGACCGCUAUGGUCAGACUGACGACACUCAGCCCUAUGGUCAUGGUCACUACGGAAACCGCCCCGACCACUUUUACUUUGACGAGAAUGUCUUCAACUUCCCCUUUAACAAAGGCAGUAGGGACUUUGCCGAUAGCAAGUAUGCACUGCACUUCAAUCAAUACGUCAACGAUGUGGUGCCUAACAGCUUCCAACGGCCAUACCUGAUCAAGAUCACCUCUGAUUGGUGCUUCAGCUGCAUCCAUAUUGAGCCAGUAUGGAAGGAGGUUGUGCAAGAAUUGGAAACACUGGGUGUGGGUAUUGGGGUGGUGGAUGUGGGCUAUGAGAGGCGCCUGGCAAAUCACCUUGGUGCUCAUCGUACCCCAUCUAUACUGGGGCUUAUCAAUGGCAAAGUGACAUUCUUCCACUAUGCAGUUGCCAAGGAACACUUGAGACAGUUUGUUGAGGACCUCCUCCCUCAGAGACUGGUGGAGAAGGUAACAGACAGGAAUGACCUACAGUUCUUGAACAGCUGGCAUGAGCUCAAUAAACCUCAUGUGCUGCUGUUUGACCAAGUACCUGUGGUCCCUCUAUUGUACAAGUUGACAGCAUUUGCCUAUAAGGAUUAUAUGCAGUUUGGAUAUGUGGAUCAGGGCCUGUCAGAGACUGCUAACCUGCUGAAGCAGUUCAACAUCAAUACAUACGCUCCCACCAUCUUGGUUUUCAAGGAGAGUACAGACAAGCCAGCAGACAUUAUACAGGCUAAAGGGAUGAAAAAGCAGAUUAUUGAUGAGUUCAUGUCAAACAACAAGUUUCUUCUCGUCCCUCGAUUGGUCAACCAGAAGCUCUUUGAUGAGCUGUGUCCUGUCAAACAGUUCCACAGACGGCGGAAAUACUGUGUCCUGUUGAUCACUGGUGAGGAGGAGAGUUUUGCUGCUGGCCACCAGGCCUUCCUCUCCUUCGCCUCCACCAACAACAGGGAGGUGGUGAGGUUUGCCUACGUUUACCAGCAGCUACAGCAACCACUGUGCGAUAUCCUCCUCAAGAAAGAAGGCACACCACCUCCACAGGUCCUAAUACUGGAGAGGCGCAACGCUGCAGGGAAGGUCUUGUAUAAGCCGGUGACUGGCGGGUGGAACGGCAGUGAGGAGGACAAGCAGCGUCUACUAGACGAGCUGGAGCGCCUGCAGAAGGACCCGUCCAUCCUCAACUACGACGCCAUGCUGCCAGAGCUCAACAACGAGUUUGCCUCGAUGUUUCUGAUCCGAUGGAUAUAUGCAUCCUAUGAUUACCUCUCUGAAAUCAUAGAUGAUAUUCUUCACAAUAAUUGGCGUGAGAUGAUGCCCCUCUUGUCUCUUAUCUUUUCUGCUUUAUUCAUCCUGUUUGGUACUGUGGUCAUCCAGGCCUUCAGUGACUCGAGUGAAGACAAACCAAAAAUGAAAGACGCAACAAAGUCAGAAAAUGGGUCACCGGGAAGCAAUAGUACCUCAAGCAGCCGACCUCCUAAGAAGAACUUUGUGGAGGUGACUGAGCUGACGGACAUUACGUACACCAGUAACCUGGUGAAGCUGAGGCCAGGACACAUCAACGUGGUGCUGGUCCUCACAGACGCCACCAAGAACAUCCUGCUCAGCAAGUUUGCCAAAGAGGUCUACUCCUUCACAGGGAGCCUGACUCUGCACUUCUCCUUCCUGAAUGUGGACAAGCACAGCGAGUGGAUGGCAACACUGCUGGAAUACGCCCAGGACACGAUGCAGAUCGACGAGGACGACAGCGCCAGCCACAAGGUCGACUACACAGGCUACGUACUUGCCCUGAACGGCCACAAGAAGUACCUCUGCCUCUUCAAGCCCGUCUACACUGGGGAAGACCUGGACGGGAAGUCCUCCGAGGACGAAGGGGGCUCCACGGGGCGGAGGUCUCGACCCGGCUCCCGGGAAGACCACCCACCACGAAGGUCUGUUGCCCGGUCGCGCUCCACCUCCACGCUGCAGGUCCACCACAAGCUGGACCGGCUAGGGCUGUGGAUGGAGAGGCUGAUGGAAGGCACCUUGCCACGCUAUUACAUCCCUGCAUGGCCGGGACUGGACAAGAUUACAGCAAACAAGUAGAGGGUCACAUGACUUUGGUCAUUGAACAUUCUAAAAUAUGAAUGAAGAGACAUACUUGUACACAUUUUAACUAGAUGCCAAUAUGUCCUCAUAGCAGUGUUUCUGCUGUGAGAGUGUGAUACUUGGGACAUUUUGAAUCCAGUACGCAUGUAUGUUAUUUUCGAUGGAGAGCACCAAUCAGUCUUCAUACACCAACAGACUUGUCUCAUAUUCUGCUGGAGCUAGAACUGCCUUUUUGCACUGGGAUAGGCUAUUUAUUGGUUGCAUAUGCUUGGAAAGUACAGUAAGGUCAAUGAGAACAGAUACCAUUACUAUUUGACAGUGUCCAAUCAUGUUUGUCUCCGGAUUGCAUUCUCAGCAUGUUUAUGUUACUUUAAAUUGCUGCUGUGACAACCUGUAGAUUUACAUUUAGUCAUUUAGCAGACGCUCUUAUCCAGAGCGACUUACAGUAAGUACAGGGACAUUCCCCCGAGGCAAGUAGGGUGAAGUGCCUUGCCCAAGGACACAAAGUCAUUUGACAUGGCCAGGAAUCGAACCAGCGACCUUCUGAUUACAAGCCCGACUCCCUCACUGCUCAGCCACCUGACUCCCAACAGUAGAUGAGUAAAUCUGAAUCACUGUGGUCACCUGUAAACUUCUGCCUUGACAACCAUACCAUUUGCGCUCACAACCAUCAGAUCCUGCUCUGAUAACACUGUCUCCACUAGCUUACUGGUGAUCGAUUGAUACUGUGAAUAGAUUAUAGAUGCAUGUGUCCAGGUCCUCAUGAUUUUGUUUACCUUUUAGCCUGAAUUUAAAUUUCCUACAUGUUAAUGUUUUCUGCCUGUGCACUAUACUGUAACAACAAUGCCUUCUUUUAUCCCAUGGCUGCUAUAAUUCCAUGUUCUUACUUGGUCUCAUGUAGGUAUGUUGCAACAACAAGCAAGGUAUGAACUUUGUAACUCUUUUGUAACUCUGAGUAUAACUUGGUUAUACUACCCAUGGUUAGUCCUAAACAAACCAAAUCUUGCCUGCAGCUUUAUGUAGCAAUGCAUUGACUUCACUUUGGAGGAGCAGGUCUCAUGAAAUGUGUCCAGCUGUAAAUGUCUUCCGAAUGGUUAUGGUUGUUUAAUACAUUAUCUGUCUCAAAGGAAUGAGGGCAGUGACAUUCAAUAUUCAUAACAAUUGGAUUGUGCUUAUUCCUUUAGUUUCAAAACAUUAACAUUUAUAUUUGAUCAAGACAUGUAAAUAUUAUUGAUAAUAUACCAUAUUAACUACAUAUUACUUGUAUUUUAUUAUACUAUCAUACUGCUGUCCAAUGUGAUCCUGUCAUACCAACAAUGUCAUUUUGUUCCGUUACAGACAUGUGUUUUGGUAUCUAGUAGAAUAAAUUGAGAAGACAUUUGUUUUACAAAAACACUAGACUAGGACCAUAUUUGCAGAUAUGUGAUUGUUACUGCAACAGUGCAUUAUCCUCUUGCUGUGUGUAAUAAAUGCUUUGUUCAUAUAUGAACAAGUGAU
Molecule: messenger RNA, 4151 nt
Organism: Osmerus eperlanus (European smelt)
Lineage: Eukaryota; Metazoa; Chordata; Actinopteri; Osmeriformes; Osmeridae
Gene: dnajc16
Product: DnaJ (Hsp40) homolog, subfamily C, member 16
Exons: 15
Coding region: 291-2651 (786 amino acids)
Source: RefSeq, a predicted model, not a curated record